This is a messenger RNA of Phaethon lepturus (White-tailed tropicbird), 528 nucleotides long. RefSeq names its product chromosome unknown open reading frame, human C11orf1 (gene CFAP68). The transcript is spliced from 4 exons. The annotation marks the transcript as partial. Gene Ontology annotation, cellular component: nucleus. Lineage: Eukaryota; Metazoa; Chordata; Aves; Phaethontiformes; Phaethontidae. The record is from RefSeq and is a predicted model, not a curated record.
AUCAUGUCCAAGAUUUGUUUGUACAACUCCCUCUGUGGCUCCUUAAUGCAUGCUACUGGACAUGGGGAACUGUAGAUGGCCUGGGACAGCAAUUCUCACUUUUUCCAGUAUGGCUGAAGGUACACCACCAAUGAAAAUCAUUACUCAACAAAAACCCUUACGGGUAACUGGAAUGAAGAAUGGUACAAUAUCCAGAGAAUUGUGCAGCCCAAGCCACUUCCUUCCCAAUAUACUCAUUGCUUUGAAACAACAUACGCUUCAGAUUACAACAAGGGAAAGCAUCAGAGAAUAAAAAGAUUUCAAUGAGAAUCUCAUUGGUUUCCAGGCCACCACCCUGAGCUGGAACCUCCUUCAUUCAACCCAACUGCUCAGUCCUUCCAUACAAUAGACUACAGGCCUCCAUAUGGCAGCGUUUUCUUUGCUUGUGUCCAACACUCAGAGAAGGAACAAGAAGUGUGCAGGAAAAGCAACUGAGAUGGAGACAAUCUGCAGACUAUGCCUGCAGAAAAACAGGAGGUUAGAAAAUAG